This is a messenger RNA of Gigantopelta aegis, 1522 nucleotides long. RefSeq names its product interleukin 17-like protein. The transcript is spliced from 2 exons. Gene Ontology annotation, cellular component: extracellular region. Lineage: Eukaryota; Metazoa; Mollusca; Gastropoda; Neomphalida; Peltospiridae. The coding region runs from base 87 to 662 and encodes 191 amino acids. Gene Ontology annotation, molecular function: cytokine activity. The record is from RefSeq and is a predicted model, not a curated record.
AGGAAGUAUGUUCCACCACGUUCCUGAUUGCACAAUUAUUAUAGCAGGACAUUCAAUGUGUCAACACGUGCACAUCCCAGCUUACGAUGAAAGACCAUCAAAUUCUGAAAGUGGAUUUAUUACUAAUGCUUUUGUGCACAAUUAAAGACGUCGUGUUUGUUGAAGGAAAUGACGCCACGGUCAUGUGUCUUGAGCCAGAUAUAGAUGAACUGAAGCAGCAAAUUCCGGAAUACCUGGUUGGAUCGGCAGAUCUUCAUUCCAGUUUCUUCAACGUGCACGAGCUGACCAAGUAUAUAAAGCGAAAUAACGGCUAUAUGAACAGCUCCGCUAGGUGGCGCUACGUUCUGUUUGGAGAGAGAAGCUGUCAUUUAGUCCAGCAUUCGGAAUUGGGUCAACGCGGAAACAUGUGUCCAUCCUACUACGUACUGGAGCAUGACCCAGGGAGAAUCCCUCAAGACAUUGUUCACGCAGAAUGCACGUGCAGAUCGUGUCUGUUUAUGGACGAGGUUCCCAAACGCUGGGGAGAUGGGGAUCAUUUCGAAUGUGAGAAAAUCUGGAGUCAUACUCAGGUGUUCAGGCGAGCGGGGUGCAAUGAUGGGGUGUAUACCUAUAGAUAUGCGUGGGAGAGAGUGUCUGUAGGGUGCGCAUGCGCAUUGGUGUAAAUCAUAAUAAUACCGAUUCUGAUUCGAGAACAUGCACUUGGUUUGAUGAACGAGAGGCCAAAUUUUGUUUGAAGGGAUUUUGUUAAUAUUUAUUAAUACCUACAUGACUGUACGUGUCUCACUUGGAUUGGGGAAAAGGAGAUAAUUACGAUAGAUUUGAGAGGGAGAGGGGGAGACACAGAAGGAGAAACAGUUAUGAGAGAGGGAGAUAGAGAUUGAGUUGCUGGAAAUUUUAACAGAUAUCUUUGUUACCUCAUCUUAUUAAGUCUGGUAGGUACUAGGAUCGUAUUCCAGUACCAGCUCCACCGGGAGCCGUCUUCUAUGUCACUAAUUACUAACCACUAUCCUUGGAAGAUAGCUCGGCUAACUGAUGUGUGUCAAGGACAAUGUUGUUGACCUUUAAGAGGAUAUAACAUAGGUAUUAGAAGAUGACAGUGACUGGGGGUGGUCAGUUAAACAAACUUCUUUUUUUCUGCAUUAUUAUUACAUUAUUACUUGUCAUCACCAGUAACAACAAAAAGGGACUAAUCUAUUUGUUUUAGAUUGGAGCAUAAAGCUGCUUUAACUAGGCCACGGUGCACAUCCAUUAUAUUACAUGCAGCAUGUGUUUUUUUCAAACAAGGAACAAAGUUAAUAUUUAAAAAUUAAGUUUAUAUAUGCAGAAAAUGCAGAUACAUGAAAACACAUUUAUAAUGCAUGUGAAAGCCUUUCAGGUGUGGCAAUAUAAAAUGUUACACGAUUGCUCCACUACCACACGCUGUAUGUAUGUUUUAAUUUUAAAAUUAAGACUUAUCUAAGAAUACUCCCUGUCGGUGGACCCAUUGGGCUAUUUCUCGUUCCAGCCAGUGCUCCACAACUGG